This is a messenger RNA of Astyanax mexicanus (Mexican tetra), 4433 nucleotides long. RefSeq names its product class II, major histocompatibility complex, transactivator (gene ciita). The transcript has 23 exons. Lineage: Eukaryota; Metazoa; Chordata; Actinopteri; Characiformes; Acestrorhamphidae. Gene Ontology annotation, molecular function: protein binding; ATP binding. The record is from RefSeq and is a predicted model, not a curated record. The coding region runs from base 843 to 4136 and encodes 1097 amino acids. Gene Ontology annotation, biological process: positive regulation of transcription by RNA polymerase II; positive regulation of MHC class II biosynthetic process; positive regulation of MHC class I biosynthetic process.
GCGGAAAAUCUUACAGCGCUUCAUGCUUCCCUCUGCUGACAACUUUUAUGGAGAUGAGGAUUUCAUUUUCCAGCAGGACUUGGCACACUGCCCACACUGUUAAAAGUACCAGCUUUGAGAAAAUAAGAUUCUGCACCAAAAACAAAAACUUUACUCUUACUGUUUGUUGCCUUACGUAGUCGAUAACAUUAGGUCAUAAAAGUUAAUAAAGCUUUGUUAUGCAGAGUAUUAUCAGUGUAUGGUAUAUUUACCAAAAUACACCAAAUAUCCUGCUUGUGUAUAUUUUACAUUUUAUUUUCUUUUUCUUACAGUAUAUAAGGUUUAGUGGACUUGUUUUAGCAGGGAACUCAUUAAAUAUUACUGUAAAUAAUAUUAGACAGGUGGUUAUAAUGUUAUGGCUGAUUUCUGUAUGCAGUAUAAUAAGAGAACCACAGUAUUUUAUUAACAAAUCUAAGGAUAAUUUGCAUAGCAAAUUAGGUUCUAUUAUACCCAAAGCUUUAGACCAUUCAUUGCCUGGGUCCUGUAAUAUUAGUUAUAUAAACAGUUAUAUGCUGUAAAAUCAGCGUAUUAGUCUCAAACUGCUUGUGAUUAUUUUAUAGAUUUGAUAUGUUAUUAGUUAGUAGUGCACUCUUGCCUGUCUGUUACCAGAGGUAACCAAAAGUCCCUGCAGAGUGAAAGCAAAAGCAGCUCUCAGGCAUUCGGCAAACCAAACACUGCCACCAGUGCAGAGCACAGGCGCUACACACACACACACACACACACACACACGCACACAGACGCUGAUUAUUCUCUCUCUCUUAAAGUGGAAUAUCCUAUUAUGGAAUAAAUGAUCUGACAGCAGGAUGAAGCAGCUCUCUGAUACAGAAAGCGAGCCCCUCACCCCAGAUCCACAACUCCUGGAUCUUGUACCAGUCUCCUGGUUUGAGGAACUGUUAUUCAGACCUGAUUUGCCGGAGUUCGAGACUCCAGAUGCUUACUUUGAGUCCCUGAAGGAGGAAUGUGAUGCACUGGAUGCGGAAGCUGAGUGUCAGGUCCCGCUGAAAGAGGAGAAUGAAGAUGGGAAAAGGACCAAGAGGAAACUAUCAGCCUCCUUGUUUGAGGAACUGUUAUCCAGACCUGAUUUGCUGGAGUGUGACAGUAUAGAUGCUUUGAUUGAGUCUCUGAAGGAUGAAUUCGAAACACUGGAUGCAGAAGCUGAGUGUCCCAUCCUGGUGAAAGAGGAAAACGAAAAUGGGAAAAAGCCCAAGAGGAAACGACCAGCAGUUGAAAGAUCAUCAAGGAAAAGGCGUCGCCUCAAUCAGAAGAAGCCAGCUCCGCUGAGUGCUGAAAGUCCCCCUGCAGGCAGCGUUUCCCAUAUGAGUGAUGUGAACAUGUCUACUCCACUGCCCCAGCUCCUGCAUGUCUCUCUGCUGCCCUGUAGUGCUACUCCAACACUGCAGCUCAUACAGCCCAUUAAUGGACUAGUCAGGCCCACCUACGUUCUGGUCUCCCCGCAGUCUGGAGGUCCACUGUAUCAAAUCGUUCCUCUUUCACCUGCUGUUGGAGCUGUGGCUCCUGUAGAACUCAGCCGGACCACCCAAAUCAUGAGCUCCUUAUCCGACACUGCCAGCAAGAUUCAGCCCCCAUCACCCCCCACUCCAGUUUCACCCUCAAAAGACAAAACACCACAGGAUUAUUCUCCUCCCUCCACGCCUCUAAGAACGCAAGAGCCACGUCCAGAAAUACCAAAACGAGUUGAGGACUACAUUCAGAAGCUGAAGUCUCACCUAAAAGACACAUAUAGCGUUAUGGAAGGAGGCAAGAAGAUGGACUCUCACUACAUUGACACUCGGCUGGUACAAAGGAAGCUUGUCAUUCAGACCGGCAAGAAUGCAAACAAGUGUCUGGAGAAGGAGUUAGUGGUGCUCAGUGAUUCAGAGCGAAGGAAAGCCAUGGUGGACAGGAGCCACGUCUUCCAGAACUGUGGACCCAAACCCAAGCCACUGAUCACUGUCCUCGGAAAGACUGGGCUUGGGAAGAGCACGCUCAUCCAGCGGUUGGCGUUGGACUGGUCCACCGGUGGCCUUGCACAGUUCCAGUUUGUAUUUCUGCUGAACUGCAAGGUUUUGGACGUCACUAAGUCGAAUUAUGACUUAAAGACUUUGCUGUUUGGCCUCUCUUCUGCGCCAGACUGUAAAGAUUCAGAAGCUGCCUUCAAAUACGUUCUCGCUAAUCCCAAUAAGGUGCUCAUUAUCUUUGACAGUUUUGAUGAUAUUGGGGAACUCGAGGGCCUCCUCCAGUCCUCUGCUACCUCGGUCACGGACAAUAGCUACACCGUCAGGCAGCUGUUUUCUGGUCUGUUCCAGAAAAAGAUCCUGUCUGGUUGUACCCUACUGGUCGCCACCAGGCCCAAGGACGCUCUGAACCAUCUGCUUCGCAAAGUGGACAGCAUUUUGGAAAUCUGCUGCUUCUCGCCAAAGGAUAUCCAGUUCUACGUCUCGAAAUGCUUUGUGGAGGCUUCAAAGCAAGAGAGUGCCUUAAGAAAAAUCCAAAACCAACAAUACAUCUUCAACCUGUGCUCCAAUCCCUUGCUCUGUCGGUUUACAUGCUUCCUUCUGGAGCAGGAUAACCCAGAAGAUGAUGAUACGCUGCCGUCUACUUUGACAGACUUAUGUCAGAGAGUGCUUGACCAUCAUCUUGAGCUAAGAGACAAAGUUCAAGGCUCAAAACAGGACAUUUCACAGUUGUGUAACAUGGCUUGGGACAGUUUCAAAACCUGCAGCUCCCUUUUAAACCAAGAUCAAACCGAGAUCUCCAAGCAGUUGAUGGACUGUGGACUCAACUGUGAGAUACUCGCAUCCCAUAAAGCACAGGUGACUUACUUUUCCAGCCUCUUCAUGCAGAACUUUCUGGCAGCCAUGUUUCUGGUCCAGUCCAAAGACAUAAACGAAAGAACGCUGGUGGCCCAGACGAUUCUAAACCACCGGAAGAAGAAAGUGUGUGGGGAAUGGCAGGACAUCCUCCAAAGGUUCAUUCUGGGGUUGCUCUACCAGAAAGCCACUCCUCAUUACUGUGGUGCUCUGCAAAGCUUCAAUGAUGCCCAGGCCAAAAGAAAGACGCUGGAGACCCAACUGGAGAACCUGAAACCAGGCGAGUUGACCCCCGGCAGGUUACUGGAACUCUUUCACUGCGUCUACGAGACCAGUAAAGUCCGGCUCGCCAAACACCUGGUCAAGAAGCUUCCAGAGAACCUGUCGUUCUGUGGGGCUCAGCUCACACCAGUGGAUGUAUAUGUUGUAUGGCACCUUCUUCAGCACGCCAAGGGACUUAAGAGGACGUUCUCUGUCGACCUAAGGGAUACAUGUGUUCCAUUAAGUGGACUAAAAGAGCUGGUGGCACUGAGUUGCAUCACAUCGUUCCGGGCUCCAACAUUGGAUACCAUUGACCUUUGGGAAGACUUGCACCACAACAGUGAUGAAGUGAGCUUGAAAAAUGCCCUUGACAAGUUUACCAUGGACCCAUUCAAAGCCUCACAGCUGAGUCACCUGGACAACCUGGGCCUACUUGUCCAAAUCCACAGGGAGAAGAAGCUGCCAAUGCGUGAAUCAGAAUUAACUCUGGAGGACGGCAUCCCUGCUGUCAGGCAUCUUAAAAAGCUGGAGUAUGAGUUUGGUCGGAAUGAACCUGAAGCUUUCCUCAAACUCAUAGAGAUCCUACCUGCUCUAGAGUCUCUCCAGCACCUAGACCUGGAGAACAACAUACUCCGGGAUUCUGAAGCAGAAAAACUGGCAGGAGUCUUAAAUUCUCUAUCAUCUCUAAGAAUUCUAAAUUUGUCUCAGAACAGAAUAGGGGAUGCUGGGAUGGAGAAACUGGCCCAGAGCCUGGCAGCAGCCUCCUCACUACAAAAACUGAGUCUCUAUGGGAAUGAGAUAGCUGACAGUGGAGCUGAAAACCUGGCCUCUGUAUUACCAGCCAUGAAGUCGCUGUUGAACCUGGAUGUCAAGUACAACCAGUUCACAGACAUCGGUGCUAAGAAGCUCAGCAUGGCCUUAAAGAACUCUCCGAGUCUGAAGUCUCUUCAAAUGUGGAACAACAGCAUCCCACUUGGGGUUUUGGAUCAUCUUCGGAUUCAAGACAACAGGAUUACAGCUCCAUAAAUCACCUACAAUCUACUUUAAUCAUUUAUUGCUGCUACUAACAGUUCCUUUAGCUCUAAUGCACUGAAUGCUAAACAGCGUCCUCUCCCCAAACACUAAAGGUUUAACGGUACUUUUAUUCUUGAAUUGCACUAUUUUUGGACCAUUUUUGGACAGUUACCAAAUAAAACACUUUUUUUAAGGAAAUAAACUGACUUGUGUGCAUUAAAUUCAUGAUCUUGGGACAUUUUUGUUGUAAAAACAGUGAUAGGUCGAACUGUACAAAGCCUAAAUGAUAUGCACCAUUUGUUCAUAAUA